Messenger RNA from Scaptodrosophila lebanonensis, 1328 nucleotides. Its product is annotated as progestin and adipoQ receptor family member 3. Gene Ontology annotation, molecular function: signaling receptor activity. The record is from RefSeq and is a predicted model, not a curated record. Lineage: Eukaryota; Metazoa; Arthropoda; Insecta; Diptera; Drosophilidae. Bases 88 to 1194 code for a protein of 368 amino acids. The transcript is spliced from 7 exons. Gene Ontology annotation, cellular component: membrane.
GGCGCGCCGUGCGGGUAAAAUAUUCGGGUCGGCGACAAUUGGAUUGAUUUGGAAAAUAGAACCGAAAGUUUACAGCGCACGUGCGAAAUGAGUCCACACGAGAGUCUCGUUGCGGCACAGAUCUUGGCCGAUUGUGAGAUCAGCAGCGAGUUAAAGUCUAAUUGUUAUAAUCGCAAGACGACUACUAAGGAUGCUGCCGAUAGUGGCUGGCACGAUGGCCAACAAGUGGCGAAAGCAUCAGUCUCCAACACCAAUGCAAGCGCAGCCUCGGACGCGGCACACCAAUUUCCGGCCAAUGAAGAACCCAAUAUUCUCGGCCACGGCCCCAACUAUGAUGGCGACAAGCUCUCCAAACUGAAAUGGCUCUGCAACUACGAUGAUGCACCCGAUCAUCUAAAGUUCAAUCCGUACAUACGUCGGGGCUAUCGCACAUUCCUGAGCAACAAGCUGUGUCUGCAGAGCAUUUUUUGGUGGACCAACGAAACGAUCAACAUUUGGAGUCAUCUGGCUGGCUGUAUUCUUUUUGUUGGCCUCACCAUUUUCGAUUUUCAGUUUCUGCGCACGCACGCGGAGCUCAGCGAUCAAGUCCUGGUGGUCCUGCUACUCGUCUGCUUCUGCCUCUGCAUGCUGAUGUCGGCCAUAUAUCACAUAUUCUCCUGCCGUUCCGAGGAGCACUACGAACUGUUCUUGUCUGUGGACUUUCUGGGCAUUUCCCUCUCGCUCGUGGCCAUCUAUAUAAGCGGCAUGUACUACGCCUUUUGGUGCUUCCCGUUCCUGAGAACUCUGUACUCCAUAAUUGCUCUGGGAAUGUUCGCAUUGGCCAUUGCGGUGCAAAUACCGAAGCUGAAUGUUUCUAUGAACGCCAAGGUGGCCGUAUUGCUGUUAUGGUCAGCCUAUGGUGUAAUUCCGUUAGGCCAUUGGACUAUCGCCAUGGGUGGUCUGGAGAACGAGCUCGUACGGCUGAUGGUGCCUCGCAUUGUCGGCAUGUAUCUGCUCUGUCUGGUAGCGUUUGUCUUCUAUGCGGCAAAGAUUCCCGAGCGCUGGUUCACCGGCAAGGUGGACUUUGUGGGUCACUCCCACAACUGGUGGCAUCUGAUCAUUGUGGCCGCCUUCUAUCACUGGCACAACACGGGCCUCGUCUACGCCGAGUAUCGACUGAAUAAUGGCUGCAGUGCAGCGCCUGUCUACGCUUGAGUUCUGCUUGAGGCCCGCAAAUUCCGACCUGGCCUAGUGUAAAUAGUUUAGGCAAUCUCGCAAAUAUUAACUAAUAUUUAGUUGUAAAUGUUGAUAAACGAUAUUAUUAAUUUAUGUAUAUAUCUAAAUAAUGA